Gaeumannomyces tritici R3-111a-1 is the source of this 1501-nucleotide messenger RNA. RefSeq lists its product as hypothetical. Lineage: Eukaryota; Fungi; Ascomycota; Sordariomycetes; Magnaporthales; Magnaporthaceae. The record is from RefSeq and is a predicted model, not a curated record. The transcript has a single exon. Gene Ontology annotation, molecular function: peroxidase activity. Bases 610 to 1329 code for a protein of 239 amino acids.
GAAGCAGCCAGGCCCCCCUCAGUCGCGGGAACAGACUUCACAUUGGGAAGUCCAGCCCACCUCGACCCCGGAUCUUGAACCCCAAUCAGGCCUGGGCAUGACGGAUGUCAGAGAUGUGAUGGGGCCAGCCGCGCGGGCCGGGCGGGCCGCGGGUUGAGCCUUGUCGUUUCCUGCCAAUGGCGCCACGCUGAAUGGUCAUCGCCCACCCCGAGCCUCAAGCGAGCCAACACGACCAGGCGACACAGCCGCGACCGUUCCGGAAACGCAGGGUCCUGCCAAAGAGCCAGGAGCCGACUCCCAAGCGAGCACGACAGGCCAAGGAGCUCGAGAUGGGGCCUCGAGAUGGGGCCAUUGGUGUCUCUGGCGCGCGCCUGUUGGGCAUAUAAUCCCGAGCUGCCCGUCGCUCGUUCUCCAGGAAAUUUUUUAGAAGACAUCCGGCUUCAUCGGUUCUCCACCCAGGUCCUUCUUUCACCUUGGCUUCUUUCGUUUUGGUUACUCGCCUCACUCCAGUCACUCUCUCGACACUAGACGAUCCCUCCGUCCGCUCAUAUCGACUUGAUAACACCCACACUUUCAUUCUUCCACUUCAGCUCAACACUCUCCGUCAACAUGCUCUCCCCCACCACCAUCUUCGUCGCCCUCCUCUCGGUGGCCUCGGCCCUCCCUACCGAGGGCGAGCACGCCUUCAAGCCCGCCGGCCCCGGCGACUCGCGCAGCCCCUGCCCCAUGCUCAACGCCAUGGCCAACCACGGCUUCUUCCCGCGCAACGGCCUCAACAUAUCGAUGGCCCAGCUCAUCUCCGGCCUCCGCGACGGCGUCAACCUGGACGAGGGCGCCACCAGGGCCGUCGCCACCAUCGGCAUGAGCGCCUCGACCACGGGCAACCCCGACACCAUCAACCUGGCCGACCUCAACAAGCACGGCGUCAUCGAGCACGACGCCUCGCUGUCGCGCGCCGACACCUUCACGGGCGACAACCACUCGUUCGACAAGACCAUCUUCGCCAUGACCGUCUCCAACUGGCCCGACGCCAAGAUUAGCAUCGAGCAGAGCGUGAGGGCCCGCAACGCCCGCAUCGCCGACUCCAAGGCCAAGAACCCGCAGUUCGCCAUGAGCGCCCUCGCCGUCCAGGGCUCGUUCCUCGAGAACUCGCUGAUCCAGGUCGUCUUCGGCGGGGGCCCCAAGGGCGGCGCCGACAAGAAGAUGGUCGUCUCCUUCUUCGAGAAGGAGCAGCUGCCCUACGACCUCGGCUACAAGAGGCCCGAGAAGUCCAUUACCCUUGCCGACUGCCAGGCCGUCAUCGGCCAGAUGGUCGCUGUCAAGGCCUAAGGUGGCAUGCGCCGGUGUUUUGACGUGGGGUGUACAAAAUGAUUUUUCAUAGACUGUCUGUUUUUGAGCGGUGCGAGGGCAUAGGAAAAAAAGGGAAUCAUAUCAUACAAGUUGUUCAACAAUAACGCCGAUGAGACCCGUGACACCGUGACAGCAUAUGAUUUGAGUGCUA